Molecule: messenger RNA, 1119 nt
Organism: Parastagonospora nodorum SN15
Lineage: Eukaryota; Fungi; Ascomycota; Dothideomycetes; Pleosporales; Phaeosphaeriaceae
Exons: 3
Coding region: 1-1119 (372 amino acids)
Source: RefSeq, a predicted model, not a curated record
AUGGAAGACGAAUUCAUGAGCAUGACGGAUCGGGAUUUGUACCGACAAGGACUAUCAACGACAACAAGAGGAGCCCUGCCUACGCUUCCUCUGUCAAAGCUGGUCGCAGAGAGUGCGCAGAGAUCGCUUUGGUCUCCUCAGAGUGAUGAUCGGUCGAUUCGGGAGGAUGACUGGUACCCUCAGAAGGAAGAUCUGUCAUUUCAAGAGGAUGGCCGGUUCGCCUUUGACCUCCCUCAUUCGGAGUAUGAGAGGGCUCUCAUGCGUCCCUAUGCUGGACCCAAGAACAGGGCUGCAACGACAUUGAGCACGCAGUUUGAUCUGACAGAUCCGCCAAACACGACAUCCCAUGCACCCGGACCAGUAACAGAAUACACUCAUAACACUGAGCUGGAAUCCGAAGUAGAGGUACCCGAAACAGACUCUGGCGAAACGCACUGGGAUCACAUCCCGUAUGAAGACCUCAGAAGUCUAAGCUUCAGCACCUCUAGCAAGUCUUCGUACGCGAGGUCGGUCUUCAGUAAUGCUUCCUUAGGUUCCUCGGACACAGACCUAUCGAAACACAGCGGUUACUCAACUGUGCAGAUCAAAAGAGCAACAAAGGAACUUAUCAGUAUCCUGCAAGAUAAUGCAGUACUAACCCUACUGUACGAGAGCGGCAUUGCUCAUCCCAACAUUGGGCCACAGGUGCUUGAGAGAAAACUCCGCUACUUCUUUAAGGAAUAUGCCGAUCUACUCAGCAGGGUGGCAGUUGGUAGCACCCUAAAAUCUCUAGCGUCUCAACUAGUCAGAGUAAAGGCAAGGGCUGUAGCUCGGUCCAUUAUGCAGCACCAUGUUGCGGAAUCGAGUAACAUGAGACAAAUACUAGCUCCGGACUUGGAGCCGAGCUCUCAGGGAGAGUCUGACUCUAGCUCAAUUGACGAGCAAGGAUUCGAAGAUAUUGUUGCCUUCCGCAACUUCUUACUUGAAGGCGAACCAUUCAGGGAGUUGCACGUAAAGAUACGAUCCUUCGUAGAGUUCCAAGACACGAAAUCCCAGAUCUCCGAAGGCAAUGUUAUGACUAGCUUGGAACACGCCGAAUUCGAAAGAAGGGGCGCGAUGGGCGACUCUGGAGUGGGCUAA